Microthlaspi erraticum is the source of this 2724-nucleotide messenger RNA. The record is from the annotation of a GenBank genome assembly. NCBI's taxonomy places the organism in Eukaryota, Viridiplantae, Streptophyta, Magnoliopsida, Brassicales, Brassicaceae.
AUGUCUCCCAAACGCAAGAGACUUUCUUCUUUGGACGACAUUUCCGGUUCCUCUGCUAAAGCUGAGAUAGCUUCUAAGGCAGCCGUGGCUGUGGAAGACGAGUCGAUGGAGGUGGCGGAUACGGAGAACAAGUCGACGACGUUGUUUUUCCGGCGGCGUAACACGGCGCCCAAGCAUAACAAAGCUGCAGCUAAACCGAAGAAAUCCAACGCCGCCGUGGAGGAGGAAGCUGAAGGCGAGCCGACGGCGGUGGUGGAUUCCGAUGACGAGCUGAUGUCGACUUUUGUUAGGCGGGUUAAGGUUGCGAAUUCCAAAUCCUUUGCGAAACCCAAGAGACUUUCUAAGGAGACCUUGCCGGUGGAAAAGGAGCAGAUUGUGGGUGGGGAGCCGGAGAACGAGCCUACGGCGAGGUUCAUAGAUGAGCCAAUUGCUGAUUCGGAAGCUAGGAGUACCUGGCCUGAGAGAUACCCAUUUAUCAAGAACAAGGAAAUUCCAGAUCAGUCGAAGAGCAAAAAGAUGGAUGAUUAUGAUGAGGCCGGUAUCAUUCUGGCUCGACGCCAUUAUAGGCGUGCCUUCCUUGAUGAGGGACUUACCGUCGAUCUCUACGAUGAUGCAUAUGUUCAGGCUGGUGAAGGAGAGGAUCCUUACAUCUGCAGAAUUGAAGAAAUGUUUGAAGGAGUAGAUGGUAAAUUGUAUUUCACAGCUCGGUGGUUCUACAGAGCUUGUGAUACAGUUAUUGAGUUGCACGGGGAAUUAAUCGAUAAGAAACGUCUGUUUUUCUCUGAGAUUCGAGAUAUCAACGAGUUAAACUGCCUGUUGAAGAAACUGAACAUCCUGAUGAUUCCUUUAACUGAAGGUCCUAAGGAGGAUAUCGCUGCUAUAGAAAAUUGCGAUUACUACUGUGACACGAACUACCAUUUGCCUUACUCCACAUUCGAAGCUAGAAAACCAGAUAUUGCUGUAAACGAAGGAGCAUCUACUACAUCAGUAGAGGAGGAAGCUUCUCGAGUUACACGUGGUCAAAGAACGGAUGCCACAUUGCUUGAUUUGUACUGUGGUUGUGGUGCAAUGUCGACUGGCUUGUGCAUGGGAUCACAACUCUCCGGGCUAAAUCUUGUAACGAAAUGGGCAGUGGACAUGAACAAGUACGCAUGCGAAAGCUUGACCUAUAAUCACCAAGAAACGAAUGUACGAAACGAGUCUGCAGAAGAUUUUCUGUUCUUGCUUAAGGAAUGGGAGAAGUUAUGCGUCCAUUUCUCUUUGAGAGAUUGUCCGAAUCCGGAAGAAUACGCCAACCUUUAUGGGAUGUCUAGUGCUGAGGAGGAUGAGAACGAGGAUGGCAGCGAUGAGAGUGAAAAUGAAGAUGGUGGAGAGGUUUUCGAAGUGGAAAAGAUCAUUGCUAUUUCCUUUGGAGUUCCUGACAAUCCCAAACGUGGACUUUAUCUGAAGGUGCAGUGGAAGAACUACGGGCCUGAAUACGACACUUGGGAGCCUAUCGAAGGGCUUAGCAAUUGCCGUGAGAGAAUCAAGGAAUUCGUUGUGCAUGGAUUUCAAACAAGCAUCCUUCCAUUACCAGGAAGUGUUGAUGUUUUAUGCGGCGGGCCACCAUGCCAAGGAAUCAGCGGUUACAACCGAUUCAGAGACGCUAACAAGCCGCUAGCCGAUGAGAAAAACAAACAGCUUCUCGUCUACAUGAAGAUCGUCGAGUUUCUGAAGCCCAAGUACGUAUUGAUGGAAAACGUCGUCGACAUGCUGAAGUUCGCACGUGGGUACCUUGCUCGCUAUGCCGUGGGACGACUGGUCCAGAUGAACUAUCAGACCCGCAUGGGGAUGAUGGCAGCUGGUGCAUACGGUCUUGCUCAAUUCCGGAUGCGUUUCUUCUUAUGGGGUGCAUUGCCUAGCGAGACGCUUCCUCAGUUCCCUCUUCCAACACAUGAUGUUGUCAGGAGAGGUGUUACUCCUCUGGCGUUUGAGGAAAACGUUGUGGCGUAUGCUGAAGGUCACACUGUGAAGUUGGCAGAGAGGCUCCUACUUUCAGAUGUCAUUACCGACCUUCCAGCUGUUAGAAACGAUGAGAAGAGGGAUGAGAUACCUUAUGACAAAGAUCCUGAAACCGCAUUUCAACAGUUUAUCAGAUUAAGCAAAGAUGAAAUGUUAGGUUUGUCUGCAACUUUCGAGUCAGAGCACGUGUUGUACGACCAUCAUCCUUUGAAUCUUAACAAAGAUGAUUACCAACGUGUCUGCAGGGUCCCUAAGAAGAAGGGAGCUAAUUUCAGGGACUUCCCUGGUGUCAAAGUUGGUGACAACAAUGUUGUUGAAUGGGAUCUUACAAUCCCGAGAGUCUAUCUUGACUCCAAAAAUCCUCUGGUACCAGAAUAUGCCAUGACCUAUGUAGGAGGAACAUCAUCAAAACCUUUUGGACGUCUUUGGUGGGACGAGACAGUGGGAACUGUGAUCACGAGAGCAGAACCACAUAACCAUGUGAUCAUCCACCCAGUGCAAGACCGUGUCUUGACUGUGCGUGAGAAUGCCAGGCUUCAAGGAUUCCCAGAUUAUUACAAACUUUUCGGGCCUACAAAGCAGAAAUACAUGCAGGUGGGGAACGCAGUAGCCAUACCCGUUGCCAAGGCUCUCGGUUAUGCCUUCGGACAGGCAUUCCAAGGACUUGCCGAUGGUAAAUCUCCGCUCCUCACUCUGCCCGAGGCUUUUACGGACUUGUGUUGA